Messenger RNA from Hemisphaericaspora subhashii, 2094 nucleotides. It is a transcript of the gene MNN2, whose product is annotated as Mnn2p. Lineage: Eukaryota; Fungi; Ascomycota; Pichiomycetes; Serinales; Debaryomycetaceae. The transcript has a single exon. The record is from RefSeq and is a predicted model, not a curated record. Gene Ontology annotation, biological process: mannan biosynthetic process. Bases 1 to 2094 code for a protein of 697 amino acids. Gene Ontology annotation, cellular component: Golgi apparatus. Gene Ontology annotation, molecular function: alpha-1,2-mannosyltransferase activity.
AUGCUACCUAGACAUAGAACUAGAAUACUUAUUAUAGUACUACUAUGUUUAGUAGGUUAUCAAUUAUUCACCUCCUCAUCAUCAUCAUCACAACGGAUAGUACCAUCUAAUUUACAUGAUAUCAUUGAAGACUCUUUAGCAGAACCAAUAAGACAACCACCACAAAGACAUAAACGUCCUGUACCUGGUCAAAGACUCGAAAAUCCUCCAGAUGAAAUAAUCCCAGAAGCAGAACCAAACGGAGAUCAACUUGAAGAAGAACUUAUUAAAGAUACUUCCAAGGGAAUAAAUAACGAAGGGCUUAAGAACUCAAAUGAAGAUCAUAUCAAACCACCAAUUAAAGAUACUCCAGCUAAGGACAAACCAAUCAAAGAUGAAGCAGACGGUAAGAUAAUUACACCGGAUGAGAAACCUCUCCAGCCGGAAGAUAAGCAAGUUAGUCCCGACAGCGGGCCUCUGAAACCGGUAGGUAAACAAGGUGUUUCCAAUGAACAACCGCUUAAACCAAUAGACUUUGCUGAUGUUAAAUUCAAAAUUAAAGAUUUCACAAUCUUCUUUGAUAAAAUGGAAGAUUACGCCAUUAAUCAACCUUCAAUCAAAAAUAAAUAUAAAACUGUUAAAGCGGCUGAAAAAUUCGCUACUCAUAAGGAUCACUUAUUUAGUAAAGAAUAUUUGGAAAAUGUAUUGGAUAUACCUGAAGAAACAUAUAAUGCAUUAAAAGAUAGUCAUCAUCGUUAUGUUCAUAACCGUAUACCUCAAUUGAUUGAUGAAUAUGGGAUUAAAACAUUUGGAAAUAUCCUCCCAACUGAUCCUGAAUGGGAAUCGUAUCAAGGUUCUUCAGGAUAUGUUAUUGUUGGCGGAGGUCAAUAUAGUUGGUUAUCAUAUUUAGUUAUUAAACAACUUCGAAAAACAGGAGCAAAAUUACCAAUUGAAUUAUUUAUUCCUACAAAAAGUGAUUUUGAAGCUGAUUUUUGUGAAAAAGUCUUACCUAAAUUAAAUGCAAGAUGUAAUGUCUUUGAUCCAGUAUUAUCAAGUCAACUCAAAAGAAGAUUCAGCCUUGGAGGAUUCCAAUAUAAAAUGUUAGCCCUUCUUAGUUCAAAAUUCGAAAAUGUAUUAUAUCUCGAUUCCGACAAUUUCCCCACCAAAAACGUCGAUUAUUUAUUCACAUCCAAACUCUUCGCCGAUCAUCGUCUCAUGCUUUGGCCAGAUGCAUGGGCAAGAACAACCAAUCCCAAAUAUUACGAGAUCGCCGAAAUCAAAGUCCCAGAAAAUAAACUCAGAUAUUCAAACUAUGAUAAAGAAAAUGCCCCCGAUAAAAACAACCUCCCUCCAUUAUCUUCCUACACAUUCAAAAACUCCUGGUUUCAUGAUUUCGAAAACACAUUACCCGACCCCACUUCCGAAACCGGCAUGUUGCUCAUCAACAAAUCAACCCAUCUAAAGACAUUAUUGCUCUGUUUGUAUUACAACGUAUACGGACCCCAUUUCUACUAUCCAUUAUUCACCCAAGGAUCUGCCGGGGAGGGGGAUAAAGAAACCUUCAUCGCCGCCGCUCAUGCCAUGAAACAACCCUGGUAUCAGACCAAAAAGCCAUUCAAAUGGACAGGAUAUGUUUCUCAACUAGAUAACAAAUUUACAUCAAAGGCAUUGGGUCAUUACGAUCCUAUCCAGGCGGAAGAAAUCUCAAUUGCCAAAGAUCAGGGGAAGGAUGUGGAGGAAGAGGAUAAGGUGGAUAUCAUCUUUAUGCAUUUAUCAUAUCCGAAAUUCUAUCCUGAUUGGUUAGCAAACAAUCAUGAUCUCAUUUAUGAAAAAUCAGAAGAUCAUAUUCGAAUGUAUGGCCAGAUUAAAGAGAAUGUAGGUUAUGAUUUUGAUUUACGUGUAUUGCAAUUCUUCACUGAGGGGUUAUGUGAGAAUUAUUAUGAUGAAAACGGGAAGCCUGUGGAUGGAGAAGCUGGGGUGAGUAAGAAGGAGAAUUACAUGGGGGAUAAAUUGUUAUAUUUGUUGAAAGAUCAGCAGGUGAAUGAAGAGAGGUGUAGGGAUAUUUUUAUUCCUCAUUUGAAGUGGUUGAAAGAAACGGCAGGUAAGAGUCGAUAG